CAGUUUCCUUAUGAGUCAGCUUAGAUAGUCGUUUUUUCUGUAUUGUCAUAGACGGCUGAGAGUAAGCAAGCCCUUUCUUACACGAAUAAUCCAUCUAUCUGUGCGUCAGUGCCGAAAUUAGCUCUGCAGAAUAACAGAACAGCCACACCUUCCAAGAGGGAGACUCGCAUCAGAACUCCACUUUCAGAACAAAGAAGGACGCGUAAAGCGCAGUCGAGUGGUUCAAGCAAUGUAUACCCCAGUGAAGUUAGGUUGAUAUUGAAUAUUGGCUAUUCGGGUGGAUACUCAACAGUUUCUGCUCCCCCUGCUUGUCUAAACCUGGCCUCAGUCCCAAACCCCGCCUCUUAGAGCUUUACACAAUUCCAAGAAAUCAGCGCAGUGAAGUUUCUGUUGUGAACUUGUCAGUCUCUCUGUCUCACUGCAGCAAGAAUGGCUUCAAACUUGUGGUCAGAGGAGCACUUGAACUGUCCAGUGUGUAAGGAGCCAUUGAAGGAUCCAGUCACUAUUCCAUGUGGACACAGUUACUGUAUGGGGUGUAUUAAGAACUGCUGGGAUCAGACUGAUCAUACAGGUGUCUACAGCUGCCCCCAGUGCAGAAAGACCUUUACCCCAAGGCCUGAUCUGUGCAGAAACACCAUGCUUGCUGAAGUUGUGGAGAAAUUAAAGAAGACAGGACUCAAUCCUCCUCCUGCUCAAAGUUAUGCUGGACCUGGAGAUGUGUCGUGUGAUGUCUGCACUGGGAGAAAGUUCAAAGCUGUUAAAUCCUGUUUGACGUGCCUGGCCUCUUACUGUGAAACACACGUCAAGCCACACAGUGAGGUUACUCCAUUAACGAGGCACAAGCUGAUCAAUGCCAUUGGAAAUCUGGAGCAGAAGCUCUGUCCUGAACACCAGAAGUUUUUGGAGGUCUUCUGCAGAACCGAUCAGACGUGUAUUUGCUUGUUGUGUACAGACGAGGAUCACAAGAGCCAUGAUACAGUCUCAGGUGAUGCAGAAAGGAUUGUGAAACAGAAGCAGCUGGGAGAGACACAGACAGAAAUACAACAGAGAAUCCAGGAGAGACUGAAAGAAAUUGAGGGGCUGAAACAGGCUGUGGAGUCACUGAAAAGAUCUGCAUGCAUAGAAAUAAAGGAAAGUGAGAAGAUCUUUAAUGAGGUGAUCCGAUCCAUUGAGAAGAUCCACACUGAGGUUAUUGAGCUGAUUGGAGCUAACGAGAAAGCUGCAGUGAAUCAGGCUGAAGGACGCAUGAAGAAACUGGAGCAGGAGAUUGCUGAGCUAAAGAGGAGAAACACUGAGGUGAAACAGCUUUCAGAGACAGAGGAUCACAUCCAUUUUCUACAGAAUUUCCAGUCUCUCUGUGCCCCUCCUGAAGCUGGAGGCUUACCCAGUGUUACUGUCAAUACAGGCAUCUCUUUUGGGGCUGUGAGGAAAGCUGUAUCUGAACUUAAAGACCAUAUUGAGGACUUCUGCAAGGGGGAAUUAGUCAAAAUAACCAAAACAGUGAAUAAAGUUGCAGUUUACAGUCUGCAGGCUCCAGAACCAAGGAACAGUGCUGCAUUUUUAAAAUAUUCUUUAUCUAGAUCCACACCUCAAGCAUCAAACAUGAGAGUCAACACAGAAGCACAUGAAAAGAGAGCCCCAGGCAGUUCCCCUGAUUUGAGGAUGGUCCUGGUUGGGAAGAUUGGAGUUGGGAAAAGUGCCUCAGGAAACACCAUCCUGGGCAAAAAGAUGUUUACAUCACAAGCCAGUGACUCCUCAGUUACAAAUGUAUGUGAGAAGGGAGAAGGAGAGGUUUCCGGGAGACGUGUUGUUGUGGUCGACACUCCAGCCUUUGGCACAGACCUCUCUCUGGAUGAAGUCACUGAAGAAAAAUGCAUUGCUCUGUCUGCCCCGGGACCCCACGCUAUUCUCCUGGUGAUUGAGAUGGGCCGAUUCACAGGUGAAGACAAGAGAACAGUGGAGACAAUCCUGAGGAGAUACGGAGAGGAAGCUGAGAGAUACACGAUGGUCCUUUUCACCAACUGGGACAAACUAGGAGAGAAGAAAAUUAAGGAGUUCAUUCAGGGAGCCAGCAAGGAGCUCCGGGAGCUUGUUGAGAAGUGUGGGGGCCAUUAUCACGCCUUCAACAACAAGGAAGAGAGUGAUUGCACCCAGGUUUCUGAGCUACUGGAAAAAAUAGACAGGAUGGUGGAAGGUAACAGGGGAAGCCACUACACCAGUGAGAUGAUCAGACAGGUGAAAAAAAUGAGGAAGAGCAAAGAGCUCAUUUGUGAAGAAAUGGACGUUGAAGAGCAAGCCAAUGAUAAGCCAAGCAAGUCUGAUUCUUUAUCUAGAUCCACACCUCUGGCAUCGAACAUGAGAGACAACACAGAGUUGAGGAUUGUGCUGCUUGGGAAGACUGGAGUUGGGAAGAGUGCAGCAGGAAACACCAUCCUGGGAAGAAGGGAGUUUGAUUCAAAACUCAGCGCCACUUCCAUAACUAAUAAGUGUAAGAAGGGCACGGCAGAAGUUUCUGGGAGACACAUAGCUGUGAUUGACACUCCCGGUCUGUUUGACACAGAGCUCACUGCUGAUCAGAUUAAACAGGAGAUUGAGAAAUGUAUCUCUCUGUCUGCCCCGGGACCCCACGCUUUGCUGUUGGUUCUACAGGUGGGCCAAUACACACAGAGAGAGAGGGAAGCAGUGAAGAUUAUUUUGGGUGAGCGUGCUGCCAGAUACAUGAUGGUCCUUUUCACCCAUGAAGACAGUCUGGAAGAUGGCAUGACAAUUGAGAAAUACAUUGAGGGAGUCAAAGGGGAUCUCCAGCAGCUUAUUGAUGAAUGUGGGGGCAGGUAUCAUGUCUUUAACAAUAAAGACAAGAGCAAUACAGCUCAAGCUAUUGAACUGGUCAAGGAAAUAGAGGCGAUGGUGGAACGUAAUUGUGGGAGGUUUUACACCAUGGAGAUGUACAAUAAGGCAGCUGCAUCCACCAGUCAAAAUGUAGAAAUGGAGAAGGGAAAAGUGAGGAAUGAAAGGCCACCGCAUAAGACUGUGCAGAGCUCCAGAGAUGGGUGUAAUUUGAUGUAAUCUGUUUAACAUAUCUGACGUGUUUAUUGAAUGUCCUCUGCAUAAUUAUUUUCUUUACCAAUAUGUGCUUGAUUUUGUUUUCUUUUUAUUUGAAACAGCCAAUGAUUAAUAACCAAUGCUUAACAUUGUAUUUAGCUCUAUAAAUCAGUAUGAAUUCCCUUUCAGUACACCUUAUAUUGCCUUGCAUAAAAAAGCUAAAUACAAAAUGAAUUCUGUGUUAGUAAAUUCUGAAAAACAAAUAAAAAUUGUUAAGAAAAUAAAUGUGUCUGUCU
This is a messenger RNA of Acipenser ruthenus (sterlet), 3338 nucleotides long. RefSeq lists its product as uncharacterized. Bases 430 to 3066 code for a protein of 878 amino acids. The transcript has 11 exons. NCBI's taxonomy places the organism in Eukaryota, Metazoa, Chordata, Actinopteri, Acipenseriformes, Acipenseridae. The record is from RefSeq and is a predicted model, not a curated record. Gene Ontology annotation, molecular function: zinc ion binding; GTP binding.